Entamoeba invadens IP1 is the source of this 528-nucleotide messenger RNA. RefSeq lists its product as hypothetical. The record is from RefSeq and is a predicted model, not a curated record. NCBI's taxonomy places the organism in Eukaryota, Evosea, Mastigamoebida, Endamoebidae. The coding region runs from base 1 to 528 and encodes 175 amino acids. The transcript has a single exon.
AUGAACAAGUUAAUUCUCACCGAAGAGGAGUGUAAACAAUUAGAAGAAUGGACAGACUUACGAGUUGGAAAUUGUGUCUUUGACUCUUUGAUAGACAAUUGGGAUCAAAGCAAUGCUACCUUUAGAAAUGCAGUUUUAGGAAAAAACAAUUUGGUCUUUAUCGUAAAGACUGACAAAAAUUUAGUAUUUGGUGGCUUUGUAAGUGCGACCAUUGAAAGUGUUAACACGUGGAAUCAAGAUAUGAAUGCAUUUGUUUUUACUAUGAACAACUUGAAUACUCUUCCUUCAAAAAUGAUGUUCAAAAUCAACAACUGUGACAUUCAGAAUGCAUUUUUAUGUGAGCAAGAAAGCAGUGGAACGUUGUUUAGAUUUGGCAAUGGAGACAUUAUGGUCUAUAACAGGAACAUCAAAGCAUCCAAUUAUUGUGUUCCUUCGUCUUAUUCAUAUGGAGCAUACUCAAAUGCCUUAUUGGGUUCGAACACAUCGAGUUUCAAAGUAGAUUCCAUCGCUGUCUUUGAAAUGGUCUGA